CAGAGAGUUGCCAUACUGGCAAAAUCAGCUCUUGGGUGUGGAUCCAUAUUCGGUGGAAAAGCACAAAGUGGGAUUUAAUUUAACAUCACAGGAUUUAUCAAGAGGAAGUGUCGAAAGAGUGUCUAAAGGAGAGCAGGUUGCCAUGUUGGAUGUGUGACAAAUGACAGGGGGAACCAUCAAGCGAGUGUGGUGCAGAUGAAAGUAUGUAUGUCCACAGCAAGCACAGGACAAACCUUCGGUCCAACCCCUUUCAUGAGAGGACAGCCUUCGCUCUGCUUCCAUCAGGACCACGGUCCCGUGCAGACACACAGCUUUCCCGCAGAGACUCUGAGCCCGUUGGCCUGCAAGGGGUUUUGCUGUCCCCUCCAGCAGAGGCCCGGUAGUGGCAGGGUGACACCUCAGAGCAGAGGGGGAGGAGAUGGGAGACUGAUACUGCUGAGCGGUCUCAAGGGAAGGCUGGAGAGCAAAGCAAAACCAGCGGCCAGGGCCAGGACCGGAAAGAGAGCCGUGGAGAGCCCUCAGGCUGGAGCUGCCUCUGUUGGCCACCACAGAGAUCAAGUCAGUCACACAGCAGAAAAUCCCAUAACUCCAUGGAACAAUGAGAGACAGGCUUGUGACGGACGGCCCGGCGCCGUCAGGGUUUCAAAACUUCAUCUGUAUCUUCCUUCAACACGCUGUGAGGAUUUGGACCGAGACUCGCAGACAGAGGAGAUAAGAAACUACAGCAGAGCUCCAAAACAGGUCUCAGAAGUGAUGUCAUUUGGAGGGUGUGGAGGCAAAAAAUAUUUUCCCAAGCAAUCAGAACAACUGCAGUGCAUGUGAAGGGCCAUGCCCACUCUGUCUGAAUGGAAUCUGUUUUAUCCCUGGAAUCAAGCAACUACAAAACCCCCUAAAAAGCUCAAAGAGGAUGAAGUUACAGGAUAUUCUGUACAAAAAUAAAACUCCUAUCAUACUUAACUGUACACAUGGAAGAACACAGGGAUUUUGUGCAUAAAACUUGUAUAGUUUUCAACCUUUUCAUACAAAGCGAUUAUUUUAGGCUUAAUCCUUAUUAGUAUAAUUACCACAAACAGGGUUUAGACAAGAAAGAUAUGAAAUUGUCCUUACAGUGAGAAAAGGGGCAGCUGGUCCCAGUCUUCCCAAUUCCACAUGCCAAAGUGUCCUAUGGCAAGAUACUGAACCCAAAUUGCCCCUGACGGCUGUGCCGCUCUCGUGCACUAAACGUGAAUGAAAAAAAACUGUACUGUAAAACACUUUGAGUGGUCAUCAAGACUAGAAAAGUGCUAUUUAAAUACUGACCAUUAAGCACAUGGACUAAGAGUCAUAAACUGUAUUUGUGGCCCUGAGACAUUACAAAGUUCAUUAAAUGGCACAAUUAUAAAGUGACACAUUCACUGAGAGUUCUGCUCAGUGGCCGUGGGAGAAAUGCCUCUGGUUCAUCCCUCAGAGGACAUGAAUGUGUACAGUAAAUGUUUUGGAAUCCUACCAGUCAUAUCAAAAGAUAAUGAAAACUUUGACCAGACAAAAGGAGUUUCCCUUAUCACUGGGAAUCAUCCUCUAUGUUCUAUAUCCACAGAAUAUUAAAGUCCAGAAGUAUAAACACAGACAUCUACA
Hippoglossus stenolepis (Pacific halibut) is the source of this 1614-nucleotide messenger RNA. RefSeq lists its product as uncharacterized. The coding region runs from base 196 to 822 and encodes 208 amino acids. The record is from RefSeq and is a predicted model, not a curated record. The transcript is spliced from 5 exons. NCBI's taxonomy places the organism in Eukaryota, Metazoa, Chordata, Actinopteri, Pleuronectiformes, Pleuronectidae.